This is a messenger RNA of Anastrepha ludens (Mexican fruit fly), 1236 nucleotides long. RefSeq lists its product as uncharacterized. The record is from RefSeq and is a predicted model, not a curated record. The transcript is spliced from 4 exons. The coding region runs from base 1 to 1236 and encodes 411 amino acids. Lineage: Eukaryota; Metazoa; Arthropoda; Insecta; Diptera; Tephritidae.
AUGGGACUCGAAAAUUUCCACGAAAUGAGUUUGGCGCAAUUAUUGGUUAAUAUGAUUUCUGAAGAGAGCACAACGACAAGUGCUAUGCGUCACUCGUUACACAUUGAUUCAGUGAAACACAAGGAUGCUCAACAAAGAAAAAAACAGAAUUCUGAACGUGAAAUGAGCCAAUUGUUAAUAUCAAAUCAUCAACAGAAACGUGGGCCAAAUCUUUCGGAAUCCAAUAUGGAUUUAUGUAAAACUUUAAUCGUAGCCAACAUUCCAUUAAAUAAAUUGAAUCAUCCGAGUGUAGUACAAUUCAUAGAAAAAUACACUUCACAAUCAGUUCCAGAUCAAAGCACCCUUCGUCGUAAUUAUGUGCCACAUUUGUAUGAAAAAUCGAGUGAAAAAUUGCGUUUAAAAGCUGAUGGAGAACAUAUUUGGGUUGCUCUGGAUGAAACAACGGAUAUUGAAAAAAUAUCAGUUGCGAAUUUUGUUUUUGGCAUAUUGGAUGAUGAAAAUGAGCGCGGCAAAUCUUAUUUGUUGAACGUUAAAGAAUUAGACAAAUGUGACGCCAACACGAUCGCAAUAUUUUUUACUGAAUCGAUGUUACUUUUAUGGCCUAAAGAGCAGUCAGUGGAAUGGCGGUCGCCACUGUGCCAACUCUUUGUGGACUUUGAGCGCGCUUUUGACACAUUGAACAGGCGCGCAAUUUGGUCUACCUCGAGGACUAAUGGAGUACCGGAAAAAAUCGUCACCAUCAUUCAAGAACUUUAUGAGGGAGCUGCGUGCAGUGUACUCUUCAAAGGCGAAACGAGCGAGUUGUUCAGUAUUCACAAUGGUGUGCGUCAGGGUGGUGUGUCGUCGCCGCUUCUGCUUAUCACUGUACUUGAUGAUAUUAUAAGAAAAACAAAUAUCGAUAUUCCAUCGGGCAUUCAUUGGCGCCCAUAUCAGAAGCUCUGCGAUCUGGAUUAUGCCGAUGAUAUAUGCUUUUUGACACACAAAUUGUCUGAAGCACACGCUAAACUUACUGCCUUAAUACGAUAUGCAAGCCAAGUUGGAUUGCGAGACAGCUUCAAAAAAACGAAGCUUAUACGUAUCGAAACUCCAAAUCAGGACGCACAGACGCUUGAAGAGGGUGGCACGCUGGUUACAAUUGAGGACAUCGGAAACUUCUGCUACCUUGGCAGCAUAGUGUCAAAAAAUGGUGGAGCGGAAGCUGAUGAUGAAUCAAAUCUGGUUAUCAAGACAUAUUAG